GGACUCGCAGCAACUUCCUGAAACUCAGAAACAGGCGGCGACGGAGGGAGUUUGACCCGGGACAGAGGGAGCGCCUGGGGUCGUAGGGAGCGAGGGAGUGUCCGGAGACGGAGGGAGAGAAGUGGCGGCGGCGGUCGCGGUCGCACGGAGAGAGCAAGAAGUCAACCGGGAGAGGGAGCGGGGGGAGAGGACGGAGCCGGGAUUCGGAGAGCGGGCGGCGGACGGGCAGCGUUUAUGGCAGAUGUUCUCAAUGGUGGGCAAUUGGAUGCCGAUAAUCCACUGGGCAGUUUUCACCACACGCUGGAGUGCUUUGCGGUCCGAUAUAGGACAAUUGCCAUACCACACUGAGAUGCAGUUGGCCUCCCUCCACUCUGUCAUGGCUCCGUUCCUGCGCAUCUCCUUCAGUUCAUACGAGCUUGGCCUCGCCCCAAAUGUCGCUGAGGGUCAGCAACCGUUCAUCGCUGUGAAGAUGAAGGAGGCUAUGACCACAGAGCGCGGUAAGACCCUGAUGCAGAAGAAGCCGACUAUGUACCCAGACUGGAAAUCCUCCUUUGAUGCUCACAUCUAUGAGGGCCGGGUCAUCCAGAUCGUCCUGAUGGGGAGUGCGGAGGAGCCCCUGUCCGAGGUUACGGUUGGCGUCUCCGUCCUUGCUGAGCGUUGUAAGAAAGGCAACGGGAAAGCAGAGUUCUGGUUGGACCUCCAGCCUCAAGGCAAAGUGCUGAUGGCAGUGCAGUUAUUCCUGGAAGACACAGACUGUCACCAGGGUGUGCGGGAGGAAGACGGAGCUGUCACUCUGAACCGCAGGAGAGGUGCCUUCAAGCAGGCCAAGAUCCACUACAUCAAGAACCACGAGUUCACCGCCACCUUCUUCCGGCAACCAACCUUCUGUUCUGUGUGUCGGGACUUUGUCUGGGGUCUGAACAAGCAGGGGUACCAGUGUCGCCAAUGUAAUGCUGCAAUUCACAAGAAAUGUAUCGACAAGAUCAUCGGCCGAUGUACAGGGACGGCCACAAACAGCCGAGACACUAUGUUCCAGAAGGAGCGUUUCAAAAUCGAUGUUCCGCACAGGUUUCGGGUCUAUAAUUACAUGAGUCCAACGUUCUGUGACCACUGUGGCAGCUUGCUGUGGGGUCUGGUCAAGCAAGGACUGAAGUGUGAAGAGUGUGCGAUGAAUGUGCACCACAAGUGUCGGGCCAAGGUUGCAAAUCUCUGUGGGAUCAACCAGAAACUGAUGGCUGAGGCACUGAACCAGAUCAGCAUGAAGUCAUCCACCCGAAAGUCUGAUAGCAGUCUCCCUGACAAUUCGAACAUCGGUAUUUAUCAGCCUUACAACAGCCCCUCUGCGUUUGGAACCCAGAACGUGGACUGCACAGACAAUGACCAGUACGGGAAACUCUGGGAGGAAAGCUCACCGAGGCCUCCCCAGCGAGGACCGAGUCUGCGGGAGGGUCUGAGGAAGAAACUGACCCUUGAUAAUUUCACUUUGCAUAAGGUGCUGGGUAAAGGCAGCUUUGGAAAGGUGCUCCUCGCUGAGUUUAAGGGAACAGGGGAGUUCUUUGCUCUGAAAGCACUGAAGAAGGACGUGGUUCUCAUGGACGAUGACGUGGAAUGUACGAUGGUUGAGAAACGCGUGCUAGCUCUGGCCUGGGAUAACCCAUUCCUUACGCACCUGUACUCCACCUUCCAAACCAAGGAACACUUGUUCUUUGUGAUGGAGUACCUGAACGGAGGGGACCUCAUGUUCCACAUUCAGGAGAAAGGACGUUUCGACCUGUACCGGGCCAUGUUCUACGGGGCAGAGAUAGUCUGCGGCCUGCAGUUUCUGCACUCGAAAGGUAUCAUUUACAGGGACCUGAAGCUGGACAAUGUGAUGCUGGACAAAGCUGGACACGUUAAAAUCGCCGACUUUGGCAUGUGUAAGGAGAAUGUGUUCGGGGAGAAUCGCGCCACUACGUUCUGUGGUACGCCAGACUACAUCGCUCCUGAGAUCCUGCUUGGCCAGCGGUACGGGUUCUCAGUGGACUGGUGGUCCUUUGGCGUGCUGCUGUAUGAGAUGCUGAUCGGGCAGUCUCCUUUCCACGGCGAUGAUGAGGAUGAGCUCUUCGAGUCUAUCAGAGUUGACACUCCGCACUAUCCGCGCUGGAUCACCAAGGAGUCUAAGGACAUCCUUGAACGGCUCUUUGAACGAGACCCAGUGAAGAGGCUUGGAGUUUCCGGAAAUAUCAAACAGCACAAUUUCUUCAAGACAGUGAACUGGACAGCUUUGGAGAAGAGGGAAUUGGAGCCUCCUUUCAAACCCAAAGUGAAGUCUGCUGGUGAUUAUAGCAACUUUGACCGUGAGUUCCUUAGCGAGAAACCCCGACUGUCUCAGGGCGACAAGAACCUGAUUGAUUCCAUGGAUCAGACAGCAUUCCACGGCUUUUCCUACACCAACAAGAGCAUGGAGCGUUUGAUGAAAUAGGCCGAGGACAGCGUCUUGCCCUCCAGUUAAACUCCCGCGUCUCAGCAAACGAACUGACCCGAGGAUUGAGUCUUGGGAAUCGUUUACUUCGCUAUCCAGACUCCUAAUAAUUAAUUCAUCUGUAAUUGCUAAUUUCUGCUGGCUUCCUGGUGUGUUGGUGAUUGGUCGUGUGUGUGUGCAUGCCUUUAAUCUGUAUAUGCUCAGCAGGCUGUUACAUUACUGGUGACACUGUAAGAUGAGGAUUGGUUGCUAAACCCUGGUUAAACAAUGACUGAGAACUGUGCUCCUCUGAAAGUUUUGACACUUUUAAACUGUCAUCAUCUUGUCUUUAUACCAAUGUCUUCAAUUAAAGUGUACAUUAUUUAAAUUUCCUGAUUAAAGACUAGUUUCCUUUCAUUAACUG
Messenger RNA from Mobula hypostoma (lesser devil ray), 2864 nucleotides. Its product is annotated as protein kinase C delta type-like. The record is from RefSeq and is a predicted model, not a curated record. Lineage: Eukaryota; Metazoa; Chordata; Chondrichthyes; Myliobatiformes; Myliobatidae. The coding region runs from base 242 to 2461 and encodes 739 amino acids. The transcript is spliced from 19 exons. Gene Ontology annotation, biological process: intracellular signal transduction; peptidyl-serine phosphorylation. Gene Ontology annotation, molecular function: diacylglycerol-dependent serine/threonine kinase activity; ATP binding.